Messenger RNA from Herpailurus yagouaroundi (jaguarundi), 383 nucleotides. RefSeq names its product ubiquitin-like protein FUBI. The record is from RefSeq and is a predicted model, not a curated record. Gene Ontology annotation, biological process: translation. Gene Ontology annotation, cellular component: ribosome; cytosolic small ribosomal subunit. The coding region runs from base 57 to 383 and encodes 108 amino acids. The transcript has 2 exons. Gene Ontology annotation, molecular function: structural constituent of ribosome; protein binding. Lineage: Eukaryota; Metazoa; Chordata; Mammalia; Carnivora; Felidae.
UUUCUCGACUCCAUCUUCAUGGUCGCGGCUGCGGUGGCCGUUGUCCAGUGGCCGACAUGCAGCUUUUUGUCCACGCCCAGGAGCUACACACCCUCGAGGUGAUCUGUCAGGAGACGGUCGCCCAGAUCAAGGUUCAUGUAGCCUCUCUGGAAGGCGUCACUCCAGAAGAUCAAGUCGUGCUCCUGGCAGGCACGCCCCUAGAGGAUGAGGCUACCCUCGGUCAGUGUGGAGAAGAGGCUCUGACCACCCUGGAAGUAGCUUGCCGCAGGCUUGAAGGUAAAGUCCAUGGUUCCCUGACCUGUGCUGGGAAAGUAAGAGGGCAGACUCCUAAGGUGGCCAAACGAAGGAGAAGAAGAAGGAGACUCCUAAGAUCUGUUGCGUAG